AUGUCUGACAACUCAAGUGAUAACGACUCUACCAACGACCAAGAUCAGUUACCAGCCGAAUCAAUAACCAAGGAAAUCGAUGAUCUAAUUGCCGAGAAAAAUUCUGACUUUAGUGAAAGCGAAAACACAGACCACCUAAGCGAUAGCUCUGAAGACGAGACUAGUGAUGAAGAUGAAGAAGAUGACGAAGAAGACGACAUUGAUGGAUACUUUUCCGAAGAAUUAAACAUUAAACCCAAUAGUCGUGCACGGGUCAGAUUUAAUGCGCAAAGUAGUCAAUCUCGAAGAACAGCUGGGCUUUCUAGAAACCAAGGCACUCCAGAAUAUGAUAGCUCUGAAGACGAAAUCGAUGACGCAGAUAGAAUUGUUCAUAACUCGUCCGGAUCCUCUUACGACGAAUAUGAACUUAGCCAAGAAGAAGAGCCUUAUUACCUCAGAUAUAGAUCUGAGAAUAGCGAUGAAGAGGAAUCAUCAAAUAUUGAAGAUGAGCAACGACAAACAAGACAGCAACAACCCUCCCAUACCGAACAAAUAGAUGAGCCAGACAAAGAAGAUGAUUUUGGAAUUGACAAUAUUAGUCAGAAAAUGAGAGAACUUUUUACUUCGGAUGAAGAAUCUUCGGAUUACCCUACAGAUGUAUCUUUGGAAGUUGACAAUUUCAACGAUAGCGAAGGUGAUUUAAAUGAUGAAAACCAUACUAAAAAGAAAAAAAAACCACCAGGUCAACUUGUGUCUUCAAUCAACGAAGGCGGAAGAGUUUUCCUUAAUUUGGCCCAAAAGGAAUAUGAGGCACACAACCUUAAAGAUGCUGUUUUGCUCAUUGAAGAAGCCAUUCUCGAAGACCCCCGCUCACGAUUACCUUACAUUCUCUUGGACGUUAUCCACACAGACAUGAGAAAUCCAGAAGCCGCAUUAAAUGCAAAGAUUUUGGCGGCAACUGCAGGCAGUAUUUUCCCCGAUGACUGGGAAGAUGUCGCAUAUAGAAGUAUGGAGCUCGGUCUUUACUCUCAAGCAAUCACUUUUUACCAGCGUGCAAUUAGUCUUAACCCUAAUGAACCAUCAUACCGCCUUAAGCUUGCUGAGGCUUAUACAAUCACUGGAAAUAAGCGCCGUGCUAUCUCUACUAUGAAGCGACUCCAUAUGCGCUACCCAGCUAACCCUACAUAUACUAGUGAGCUUGCCAAGCUAUACCUCGACAGUAAUCUGGUCCAGUCUGCUGUUUCCCUUUAUGAAGAAAUUUUUCUCGCAAACAUGCAGCAGUCUACGCUCGAUGUUUCUAAAGUGCAACCAUUUGGGUGGUCAGAGCUUAACGUUCUUUGUGAACUCUAUGACAAGCAGGAAGUCUGGGCCAAGGGUAUCCGUACAAUCAAGCGUGUUGCUCGUUGGCUGCUUGACCGUGCGGAUGAAGUCUGGUGGACCGAGAUCAAAGAUGAUAGUGAAUUUGAUUCUCGUAGAACUAAAGCCAAAGGGUUCAACAAGAGUAGGUUCCGUGAGGACGAGUCCCGGUUCACUCUACCACUGGAUAUCCGAUGUAAACUUUUAAUGUUCCGUCUGGAAAUGAAUGAUAUGGAUGAGGCUCUUAUUCAUGCUCAAUUUCUUUUUGAAGCUGAUCGCGAUGUUUAUCCCGAUUUGAUUUGGGAGGCUGGUACUCGCUUCAUGAAAUUUCAUAAAUACGAUACAGUUUUAGAGCUUUUCCUCAUGUUAAUUGACGAAAACACAGAUAUUCCCAGUGAGCUUUUAAUUGCAAUUUCAAAGUGUGAAAUGGAACUUGAUCGCUGGGAAAGUGCACGCGAACAUCUUGAAAUGAUUAUUGAGUCUGAUCCUAAUAAUAUCGAGGCUCUUGUCAAUAUAGCCGAAGUGUGCUAUGCUAUGGAUGAUGUCAAAGCUGCAAAGGGAUAUGUUGCAGAGCUUCAACAGCAAAUGCGUGAGCAAAAAUUAAACAAAACUAGUACUUCAUCUCAAGAGAAACAGCAGUCGUCAACUUCUUCUAGUUCAGCUUUGAUUGAACAGAUUAUCAGACCGAGGAAAUCUAACCGUGUCCUUGAUGUCAGAGAAAGAAGAGAACUUAAGAAGAAACUAGAAUCGGAAGCUGUACAAUUAUACAAUGAGCUCCAGUACUACUGGGAGUCCAUCAUGGAAAACGAAGAUAUAACUGCCAUUGUGCGCUGGCAACAGAUUGCGUAUCAACUCAUUGCUCAAGUUCUUUCAGUCCGAGCAUUUACUCUUGGAAAAAAGGUUCGACUUAACCUUAAUAUUGAAGAAGAAGACGACCAAGACAUGGAGAAACGGCUCAACCUUCUUACAGACAAGCUUAUUCAAAACGAUAUUGAAAAUGGGGAGAAUGAAGAUUCUGAUGAUGAAAAUGUGGAAGAUAAAGAGGAUGGAGACGAAGAAACAGAAAUCAAAAUAAAGACGGAGGAUGAAGAUACUCAGACAUCAAAGUUCAAGUCAUACCACAAUAUAAAGUUUAGAGGCCUAACGAUACCUCAAUGGUUUUCUAUUUUUAUGCAGUUAGCCAUAUUCCUUUCCGUUUAUAACGAAGACCCAUCUGAAUCUUUCAAAAUUCUUGAUGCAGCUCGCGGAAUCAAGGUUUUGCGCGAAGACGACCGUCUACAAACACUCAACAUUGUUCACCUGGCUUGCACUUACCAUGCGGAAAUCCCCAAGUCUACGGUAGAGAUUAUCCGUUACUUUUCGCUUGGUCUUGUUUAUUGCAACGAUGUGUACCGUCUUCAUCAUGCUGUUUUAGGGGUUGGCCAAAAAAGUUAUGAUAUUUUCAAGUCACAGGCAGUACAAAAAUAUUAUUACCGUCGUAUCAAGCUUCUCGAGUCGCAGCAUAAAUCUAUGGACAAGCCUCUUUCUCCGAUCCCAUACUUUUUGAUCGGAUGCAUCUACAUUGCUAACCGAUCUUAUGCAGUUGCCCUGGACUAUCUUUAUAGAGCUUUGGACUUGGCGCCUAAUAACCCGCUCCUGUUUCUUGUGAUUGGAAUAUCACAUAUUUUGCGAUCUCUUAAUCGUCUAUCGACUAACCGUCACAUUCAAAUUUUACAAGGAUUUUCUUAUAUGAAGAAGUAUCUAAAUGCUCGGAAACAGGAUGGCGAACAGUACAUCAUCGACCUAAAAGAGCAACGAUCUAUAGCUGAGGAAACUAGACCAAAUCAUGAUAAAAUACCACCUGUUGACAAUGUUAAUUGGGAAGAACAAGAAGCUUGCUACAACAUUGGCCGCUCAUUUCAUGCACUUGGAUUGCAAACUGAGGCCGCUCUAUGGUACGAAAAGGCCUUGACAGAAUAUCCUGAUGUUGUUCCGGAUGAGGAAUCCCUUGUGGAUCAACACGAGGAAACCAAAGCUGAAGUUAAUCCCAGGGCCGCAACUUUUUCUUUGAAACCAAACACUGCAUAUAACUUAGUCCAUCUUUAUAGCAUGAGCGGGAACUUAAAGCUUGCGAGAGAUAUCACAGAUAAGUACCUUGUCAUCUAA
Molecule: messenger RNA, 3480 nt
Organism: Magnusiomyces paraingens
Lineage: Eukaryota; Fungi; Ascomycota; Dipodascomycetes; Dipodascales; Dipodascaceae
Exons: 2
Coding region: 1-3480 (1159 amino acids)
Biological process (GO): transcription by RNA polymerase III
Cellular component (GO): transcription factor TFIIIC complex
Molecular function (GO): protein binding
Source: RefSeq, a predicted model, not a curated record